AUGGCAUCCGGGUAUGCAGAUUCCGGGCGCUACGAUCCAGAAUCUGUUCCUCAAGGAUCUGGUGACGCUGGCGGCCCGACCAGCCCUUAUUCUUUUCUUUCUUUUCUGUUCGAGAAAGGGCGGAUCUAUCGCUACCUGACCGCCGGUAUGCCGCGGGUCAAGCGGGUCGAGUUCGAGCAGUACUACCGCUGGGUCAUCGAGUCGUUGGGCAAUCUCGAGUUUGGCCGCAACAUCGAGUCGGUGAGUUACGACGGCGACAGCCUGAUGGUCGAUCUCGGCGACGAGCAGGUCACUACCCGCCAUCUGGUUCUCGGCACUGGCUUGACCCCGCGGGUGCCUGAUUUCGCUUUACCCUACGAGGGCUCGACGGUCGUGCAUUCGAGCCGUUUUCUCGACCAAAGCCGUGAGCUGGCCGGGAAACGGAUCGCGAUCGUCGGCGGUGGUCAGAGUGGUGCCGAGAUCUUCCAGCACCUGGUGGCCGACAGCGCGAACUUGCCGGCAGAAGUGAUGUGGAUCACCCGGCGUCCGAAUCUGAUGCCGCUCGACGACUCGCCCUUCGUCGAGGAGAUCUUCACGCCGUCCUACAGCGACUACUUCUUUGCCUUGCCGAGCGAGCAGAAGGAACGCCUGUUGGCUUUCCAUCGGAUGGCCAGUGACGGUAUUUCCGCCAACCUCUUGAUGUCGAUCUACAACCGACUCUACGACCUGGAGUUCAACGAGGGCUGUGACCGGUUGUGGCGGUUGUACCCGGAGUCGGAGGUCGAGGCGAUGGAGCCCGGCCCGGCGGGCUGGCGCUUACAGCUCACCGAGCGCCAACCGGACUGCCAGAGACUCCUAGAUGUCGACUUGGUGCUUCUGGCCACCGGUUUCGAGCAUAAGAUCCCGGCCUUUCUCGACCCGCUGCGCUCGCGGCUCGAGUUCGAUGGCGAUCACUUCAAGGUGCGGGGAGAUUUUUCGAUUGCUUGGGACGGUGCAGCACGCAACAAGAUAUUCGUCCAGAACGCGGCUCGCCAUAGCCGCGGCUUACCUGAUCCAAACCUUAGCCUGAUGGCCUGGCGCAGUGCCAAGAUCGUCAACAGUCUGGCCGGUCGCCAGGUCUACGAUGUCAGCGAGCAGAGUUCGGUGUUCGAUUGGCAGAGUUCGCUAGUGCGGCAACCGAUGUCUAUGGCCGGGCAAGAUCCAUAG
This is a messenger RNA of Nerophis lumbriciformis (worm pipefish), 1185 nucleotides long. The record is from RefSeq and is a predicted model, not a curated record. NCBI's taxonomy places the organism in Eukaryota, Metazoa, Chordata, Actinopteri, Syngnathiformes, Syngnathidae.